GGAGGGUGGAGAACACAUUAGCUUCAAAGGCAGAAGGAAUUGCAGGUGUUCCUGAGAUUUGGAUACGUCCUCCUCUUGAGAUGCAUACAAAGACAACAGUCCUCUGGGGAUGCUUCCUCCUCCUCUGGAAUCUCUGCACCUCAUCCUCUCAGACCAUUUACCCAGGAAUCAAGGCCAGAGCUACUCAGCGGGCACUGGACUACGGUGUUCAGGCUGGCAUGGAGAUGAUUGAACAAAUGGUAAAGGAGAAGAACAUCCCAGAUAUAAAUGGUUCCGAGUCUCUUGAAUUUCUGAAGGUGGAUUAUGUGAACUACAACUUUUCAAACAUCAAAAUCAAUGCCUUUUCAUUUCCAAAUACUUCAUUAGCCUUUGUGCCUGGAGUGGGAAUCAAAGUCCUGACCAACCAUGGCACUGCCAACAUCAGCACAGACUGGGAAAUCAAGUCCCCACUUUUCCGAGAUGCAGGAGGAGCUGAUCUCUUUCUUUCCGGGGUCUACUUUAUCGGUAUUGUUAUCCUGACGCGAAAUGACUCUGGGCAUCCAAUCCUGAAGCUCCAGGACUGCUAUGCCCAAGUGAGCCACGCCCACGUCUCAUUUUCUGGAGAGCUCAGUGUCCUAUAUAACUCCUUUGCUGACCCCAUGGAAAAACCCAUUUUGAAGAACUUAAAUGAAAUGCUGUGUCCCAUUAUCACAAGUGAGGUUGAAGCGCUAAAUGCCAAUCUCAGUACACUGGAAGUUUUAACCAAGAUCGACAACUAUACUGUGCUGGAUUAUUCCCUAAUCAGUUCUCCAGAAAUUACUGAAAACUACCUUGACCUGAACUUGAAGGGCGUGUUCUACCCACUGGAAAACCUCACCGACCCCCCAUUCUCACCAGUUCCUUUUGUGCUCCCGGAACGUAGUGACUCCAUGCUCUACAUUGGAAUCUCCGAGUAUUUCUUGAAGUCUGCUUCCUUUGCUUAUUUCACUGCUGGGGCUUUUGAUGUCACACUCUCAACCAGAGAGAUUUCCAACCACUUUGUUCAAAACUCUCAAGGCCUUGGCAACGUGCUCUCCCGGAUUGCUGAGAUAUACAUCUUGUCCCAGCCCUUCAUGGUGCGGGUCAUGGCCACAAAGCCUCCUGUGGUCAGUUUACGACCAGGUAACUUCACCCUGGACAUCCCUGCCUCCAUCAUCAUGCUUACUCAACCCAAGAACUCCACGGUGGAAACCAUCGUUUCCAUGGACUUUGUUGCUAGUACCAGUGUUGCCCUGGCUAUUUUGGGACAAAGACUGAUCUGCUCCUUGUCUCUGAACAGAUUCCGCCUCUCUUUGCCAGAAUCCAAUCGCAGCAAUAUUGAGGUCUUGAGGUUUGAAAAUAUCUUAUCCUCCAUUCUUCACUUCGGAGUCCUCCCACUGGCCAACGCAAAAUUGCAGCAAGGAUUUCCUCUGCCCAACCCACACAAAAUCUCAUUUGUCAAUUCAGAUAUUGAGGUUCUUGAGGGUUUCCUUUUGAUUUCCACCGACCUGAAGUAUGAAACAUCCUCAAAGCAGCAGCCAAGCUUCCAUGGUUGGGAAGGUCUGAACCGGAUAAGCCGACAGUGGAGGAAGAAGUCAGCCCCUUGAUUGUCAUUUGCACUCCAUCCCAAGGAUAAACAAUCUUAGUACCAUAGCUACUGUAAACCCAGAGGGGGAGGCAGUGCAUGCUGGAAUUUUAAGGCUCUGUGUGAAUUGCCUAGGCAGAAAGUUUCUCUUCUCAAGCCUUCAGGGACCUAGAACAUGGCAAGCUGUGUUAAAGGGCUGACUAGAGGUGUUUGAAUGUGAGUGUAUGCAAGCUGCGUGUGCCUGUGUUUGUGUUUGUUCGGGACAAAAAAGAUUCUGAGACAAGAGCUAAGCAUGUAUUUUGAACGGGUGGGUGAGAAACUCUUAAGUCCAUAUUUAUAUUGACUGUAUUUGUGUUUGUUUGGGUGGAGAUCCCUUCUGCUCUCUAGGGCUUUUCCACUACCAGCAUAUUGGAUGUUACUUUUUUUGAUGUUGUUUACUGUCCUCCUCCCCCAGAGCCUUCAGAUGAGAUGGAUGUUGUUUUAUAUUCGCUGUUAGUGUCCCCUGUGUUUGAUUA
Messenger RNA from Nycticebus coucang (slow loris), 2097 nucleotides. It is a transcript of the gene BPIFC, whose product is annotated as BPI fold containing family C. The transcript has 16 exons. The record is from RefSeq and is a predicted model, not a curated record. The coding region runs from base 81 to 1604 and encodes 507 amino acids. NCBI's taxonomy places the organism in Eukaryota, Metazoa, Chordata, Mammalia, Primates, Lorisidae. Gene Ontology annotation, molecular function: lipid binding.